This is a messenger RNA of Oncorhynchus mykiss (rainbow trout), 2129 nucleotides long. Lineage: Eukaryota; Metazoa; Chordata; Actinopteri; Salmoniformes; Salmonidae. The record is from RefSeq and is a predicted model, not a curated record.
AUAGUAAGAAUAAAGAAAAACCCUUUAAUGAGAGUUAACUUUAAUCACAGUUAUUUAAAGCCCUUCUUACAUCAGCUAAUGUCACAAAGUGCUGUACAGAAACCCAACCUAAAACCCCAAAACAUAAAGCAAUGCAGGUGUAGAAACACGGAGGCUAGGAAAAACUCCAUAGAAAGGCCUAGAGUAGGUGCAUCCAAACUUUUGACAGGUACUGAAUUUAAAAUCUAAUGUAUAAGAAUUAUUCUAUUUAAAUUGAGACAAAGUUUAUGAUGUGUUCGCAAUGUCAGGCUUAACAAUUUAUAAAGGCGACUGUCUUUUGUGGAGUACCUUUCAGUUGCUUUCCAUCCGUGAAUUAGAACGCCUCCCGGGCAGUUGCUAUGUCAACCGGGAAACGAUCCCCUGGCAUUCCCUCUCCCCUCCCCCUGGUUCCUCGGCAACAUGUAACACAAAUUCAGGAGGACACCCAAUCCGGAAGACUUUUGUUGCUCUCUUGUUCGUGUGCACGGAACAAUUCUUUCAGGAACACAACAAAUGCUGCGUUUUAUAAUCUUAUUGGAGUUCUGUUCACUCUCAAGGAUCACUUAUUUUCUAAAAUAAAAGUUGCAACGCCUAAAAAUAUGGAGACUCUUCCUUGUAUAAAUAAAGGUGAUCCUCGUCUAAAGCUGAAAGUGGAGAAUAGAAUGAAAAACAUUUUUGUAACGCAAUUUGAGGAAACUAGACAAGAAGAUGAAAAUGUCAAUCACAUACCUGUUAUAACAGAGUGAUUUCCCAUGUAGACCGCUAGCAGAGUCCUGGAGACAGGAGUGAACACAUUACAGAGAACCCUCGUCCUGAAGAAGCAGGUGGAGGUGGAUGAAGUGGAUAGGCAGCUGGCACAGAAACGACAGGAAUUCAAAGGCCGCAUGCUGGCCCUUGCACAGAGGAAGGCAGAGCUAGAGCUGAAACAGCAGGCGACUAAAGACAGAGCUAAGAAAUUUGAGAAGUUUGUUGAGGACAAUGAGGUAAAGCGCCGUCGGGCCCUGAAGAAGUACCAGGCAGCAAGGAAGCAGAACGAUCUGAAGCAGAACGAGAAAGAGGAGUUCACUGAACAGCUGGAAAAACUGCAGGCCAGGCAGCAGUAUUUAAAGGACAGGGUGACCAAGUAUAAAAUGUACGAAGACUACAUGAUGAAAAUGUUAGAUUUUCUCCCGGAGAAUUACCUGGAGUAUGGGGCAGAUUCCCUGGUGAUGCCCAUCAUUCGGCGCCAUGAUACCCUGUCCCUCACUCAUCAGGACCUGGUGGAGCGCCUGGGCCAGCUGGUGGAAGAGCUGGAGCAGGGCCAGCGCAGCCUGGACAGCCUGAAGCAGGAGCAUAACACCAACAAGCUGAUGAUGAACAGGGAGCUGUCUGAACUGCAGACCCAAUGGGACAGAGCCAAGGAGAAGAACAACCAGACUGAGAUAAAACUGAUGAUGCACCAAGGCCAGUCCAGAGACCAGGUUGAGGAAGUGGGUUGCCUGCUGAUAGCUGUGAAGAACCUUGCAGAGCAGUGCUACUUACAGCACUAUGGGCCUCUGGAAGAGAUAGACAUGCUGACGAUGAUGGAUAUGGUAAAGGAAUACAUUCUGGAGAGGGCAGACAUCGAGAUGAGAGCAACACGACUGAUAGACUCAGGCACCGUAUUGACGAGUGCCACAGAGCACAGAAGAUCACUGAAAAACAUUAACAGUAAAACACAACUGAAGAGCACCAGCAAGACCAGUGGGAGGAGUGGACUGUCUAGUUGAUCAAUGCAGAAUAGACCUUUUGCGAGUUUGUGGAGAAACACACAAAUACAAUCAUGUAAGUGCACGCACGCACAUGCAUACGGACACAGUAAAGGAUGCGAGUGCAAUAGAAGUUACUUUCAACUUGUUGUAGUAGUGUUAUAAUUGUAUAGUUCUUUGUGGUGAUAUGUUAAAGUUGCUGAUGAAGGAAAUUGCUGUGGUUGUAGUUCCAAAGAAGUUGUACAUGCAUUUCUCAUAUAGCCUAAUAUAAGAUUGAUGAUUGAAAUUUGUUAGGAUGAAUUCAAAUAUUAAUUUGUUUGCUUGAUUUAUUUCAGAAUAUUACAAGUUCUCUUUGAUAUUAUGAAUAUAAACAGUUGAAGAUGG